Octodon degus (degu) is the source of this 2034-nucleotide messenger RNA. RefSeq names its product steroid 5 alpha-reductase 2 (gene Srd5a2). NCBI's taxonomy places the organism in Eukaryota, Metazoa, Chordata, Mammalia, Rodentia, Octodontidae. Gene Ontology annotation, molecular function: 3-oxo-5-alpha-steroid 4-dehydrogenase activity. The record is from RefSeq and is a predicted model, not a curated record. Bases 1 to 384 code for a protein of 127 amino acids. Gene Ontology annotation, biological process: steroid biosynthetic process. The transcript has 3 exons.
AUGAUAAUUGAAGCACGAUUUUCUUUUUCUUUUAAAAAAUGUCUCCCCUCUCUUCUUUGUCAAGGUGUCUUCCUGUUUAUUUUGGGAAUGGGAAUCAACAUUCAUAGUGACUACACCUUGCGCCAGCUCAGAAAACCUGGAGAAGUCACCUACAGUAUUCCACAUGGUGGCUUGUUCACGUAUGUGUCUGGAGCAAACUUCCUCGGUGAGAUCAUCGAAUGGAUGGGCUUUGCCUUGGCCACUUGGUCUGUUCCAGCUCUUGCUUUUGCAUUUUUCACACUUUGUUUCCUUGGGCCUCGAGCUGUUCACCACCACAGGUUCUACCUCAAGGUUUUCGAGGACUACCCUAAGUCUCGGAAGGCCCUUAUUCCAUUCAUCUUUUAAAGAAACCAAGUUGAAGAGGAGCAAAACUCCCACAAUAAUAGUGAAAAGGGUCAAGCUGCUAAAACUGUGACUUGUAAAGAUCCACUACAUACAGAUACUAAAUAGAUACAUACAUGCGUACAUGUAAUUGUGCAUAUAUCUUUACGACAUAUAUGCAAUAGUAGGUCUCUUGUUCUGCACGGUGCCUGCUUAGUUUCCUCCUUCCUGCCCUGCCAAGGACUGUAACCCGAUCUCCUACUGGAGCUUCAGAAAGCUUUUUCCAGAUGAAAAAUCUUCUUUGCCAUUCCUGCUGUAAAGGAUAAAACUUCCUCCCGUGUGUUUUUCUCAUUGGGUGAUCCAGUCCAUGUGGCUUUCUCCUACUCUGAAUCCAUGAAGGACAGUUCUGUAGUUGAGACUGUUUUGGGUUAGCGUAGUGUUCAUGAACUUACUAAAGAUAUAUAUUUGUACCUCCUCAGGAUAGCAGAGAUUUAAAUUCUGGAUCUGGAUAGAUACAGAGCACAGCCACUCUUAAAUGAGAGCCUAGCGAUGCCUUAUCCUCCUUUGUUCAUAAGGAAGAUAUAAAGCAGCAAGUGUUGAAUAAAAAAGCCUUCUUCUUACAUGGCUGAAAAUGUUCUGAUGUGUUAACUCCAAGUAAAAUUUGUGUAGUGUCUUCAUUGAUGAAUGCCUUGGUCUUCCGGAGAGAAGAUUUCACAGUCUCCAUUAUGGACAGAUAGCAUAGCUUAACCCAGAAAAUGGGAAUGGAUUUUCUUAAAGACCAGAUUUUAAUGACCACAAAGAAAAAAACGUGAACCCGAAUGGCUACUGGGAGAAUAAUGAAAGGUUUUGCAGUGAACACUGUGAACUGUCAAGUUCUCGGAAACGGAUGAGAAUAUCCACAUAAUGGAAAUAUGUCAGAUAAGAGAAAUUGAGGAGAAGAUCUCUGCCAUUUGUUUUGAUGUGAUGUCCACAAGGACAUAAAGCACAUCAGAAGAACUGAGCCCCUUUCCUCUAGAAUUUCUUCAUUGCCAUCCUUAGGUAGACAAUCCCCAGGCGCAGCUUGAACCUCAGCCCUCAACAGUCCCAACAGAAGAAGUUAUGGAUAGUCAAAUCUGGGUUGAACAUUGUCUUUGUUUUGGACAGUGUUUCACACGUAGCUUUCUUGUGUAUUUGUUUAAAAUUUCCCAAAAUCUAAAAAUCAGGAUAUUUCUGCUGAAAACGUUGACAUUCUAAUUUCCUUUAAGAAGCUACAGAAUCUCAGCGUACAAAAUCCACGUUUCUACAUAAGAAUCUGGAACUGGGGGUGCUUGAGGAGAAGAUACCAUUGUACUGUGGGUGCUGAGACCACGGCUCUCUGGGGAGGGGGCCAAACACACAGAACACUCUCUUCUGCUUCAGCCCAGCUUGUGGCUGGCAUUGGCAUUACUUAGCAAUCCUGUGUGAGAAUGAAGCACCAUUUUUAUCAAAUGUGGUGCUAAGUACAGAAACCCUGUGACAGGCAUAGGUCACUGGAAAGAUUGGAGGCUGGGGUAGGGCAGAUUACUAAAAAAUACAAAUCUGUAAUUAUAUACGAAAGCGGUUCACAAAAUGCCUGUCAAGUCAUUUGGAAGUAAGUGUAAGUUUGUUUGAAUUAAAAGCUCCAAAGAUCUCUGGAGAUUUUUUUUUUUUUUUUUU